AUGGAGGAAGAAGUAAACACUCAGUCUAAGCCUCUAGAUGAUGAAGAUAUAAACAUCUUGAAAUCAUAUGGGUCAGGACCAUACUCAAGGAGCAUCAAGAAAGUUGAAUCCGAUAUUACUGGGUUAGUAACUAGUAUUAACAAACUUUGUGGAGUGAGAGAAAGUGACACAGGGUUGUGUCUACCAAAUCAGUGGGAUCUACAAUUAGAUAAACAGAUGCUAAAUGAAGAACAACCAUUACAGGUAGCAAGAUGUACAAAAAUUAUCAAUGGAGACACAGAUCAAACAAAAUAUAUUAUUAACGUUAAGCAGAUAGCAAAAUUUGUUGUAGGUUUAGGGGAUAAAGUUGCACCAAGUGAUAUAGAAGAAGGAAUGAGAGUUGGAGUAGAUAGAACAAAAUACAAAAUACAGAUUCUUUUACCUCCAAAAAUAGAUCCCUCAGUUACUAUGAUGACUGUUGAAGAAAAACCAGAUAUUACAUAUAACGAUAUUGGUGGAUGUAAAGAACAAUUAGAAAAGCUAAGAGAAGUUGUAGAAAUGCCAUUAUUACAACCAGAAAGAUUUGUAACAUUAGGAAUAGAUCCACCUAAAGGGGUCCUACUUUAUGGCCCUCCAGGAACAGGUAAAACCUUAACAGCAAGAGCUAUUGCGAAUAGAACAGAUGCUUGUUUCAUCUGUGUUAUUGGUUCAGAACUUGUUCAGAAAUAUGUAGGAGAAGGUGCUAGGAUGGUAAGAGAAUUAUUUCAAAUGGCUAAAUCCAAAAAAGCAUGUAUUUUAUUUAUUGAUGAAGUGGAUGCAAUAGGAGGUUCUAGAGGAGAUGAAAGUGCACAUGGUGAUCAUGAAGUACAAAGAACCAUGUUAGAAAUUGUUAAUCAGUUAGAUGGAUUUGAUAACAGAGGUAAUAUAAAAGUACUAAUGGCUACAAAUAGACCUGAUACGUUAGAUAGUGCAUUAGUUAGACCUGGAAGAAUCGAUAGAAAAAUUGAGUUCAGUUUGCCAGAUCUUGAAGGUAGAACCCAUAUUUUUAAGAUUCACGCAAAUACAAUGAAUAUGAGUAGAGAUGUUAGAUUCGAACUUUUGGCUAGACUAUGUCCAAAUAGCACUGGGUCUGACAUUAGAAGUGUUUGCACAGAGGCAGGAAUGUUUGCCAUAAGAGCAAGAAGAAAAACUAUAACUGAAAAAGAUCUUUUGCUUGCUAUAAAUAAAGUCAUACAUGGAUGCAAACAAUUUUCAGCUACGGGAAAAUAUAUGGUGUAUAACUAG
Messenger RNA from Plasmodium gonderi, 1263 nucleotides. Its product is annotated as 26S protease regulatory subunit 7. The coding region runs from base 1 to 1263 and encodes 420 amino acids. NCBI's taxonomy places the organism in Eukaryota, Apicomplexa, Aconoidasida, Haemosporida, Plasmodiidae. Gene Ontology annotation, molecular function: proteasome-activating activity; ATP binding; ATP hydrolysis activity. Gene Ontology annotation, biological process: proteasome-mediated ubiquitin-dependent protein catabolic process. Gene Ontology annotation, cellular component: proteasome regulatory particle, base subcomplex. The transcript is spliced from 2 exons. The record is from RefSeq and is a predicted model, not a curated record.